AAUCAUGUAGCGUAUUAACUUUUGUUUAUUCCACAGAUUUUUCAACCAAAAGUAGACUUCAUAAAAGCAAAUUAUUCGCCAAAGAAUGGAUUUUAAAAAAUAUAUCGAAAAUCUUGCAUGAAUAUCAAACUUACGAUGGUUGGUAUAACAAUCCCUGGCAUCCGUCUUUAGGAUCUGCUGAAAGUACUUUGAUACGCUUAUUACCGUCAGCCUAUGAAGGCGGAGUCUAUCAACCUAAUAAUAUAUCUUCUGCAAACCCUUUGGAAAUUAGCGAAAGUUUCAUGCAAGAAAAACUGUCAUGCGAUGGACAUACAACGGUAUCUUCAGAAACAGGAAGGAAUGUGUUUAUGGUUUUCUUUGGCCUGUUUGUAACAGAAGAACUCGUAAAUACGAGAAGACCGUCUUGUCCCCCUUCUUAUUUCAACGUAGAUAUACCGUCGGAGCAUGAUUUUAAAGUUACUGGAUUGAAUCAAAUGCCUUUUAUUCGUUCCAGAUACGACAAAAAGAGUGGGAAAUCUCCAAAUAAUCGACUAAAACAAUUAAAUGGAGCUACUGCUUGGAUAGAUGGAAGUGCUAUUUAUGGAACAACAAAAUCCGAAGCUGAUGCUUUAAGAUCUUUUCAAAAUGGAUGUUUGAAAACUAUGGACAAGGAAGGAUUAUAUCCGGUUUUAAAUGAAGAAUUUUUGUCUUAUUUGUCACCUUCUCGAAAUAUUUCUGACAGUAAAAUUAAAAAAGAAAAAUUUCGGGUUGGCAAUCAUUUUGCGCAUGAAAGUCCCUUCGUUUUAGUCAUGAAUAUAGUGUUUUUUCGUUUGCAUAAUAUUUUGGCUUCUACAAUGUGUGAAAAAUUUCAAGAUUGGAAUGAUGAAAGAUGUUUUAAUGAAGCUAGGAAAAGGGUGGUUGCGAUUAUGCAGAAUAUUAUUGUGAAUGAAUGGCUUCCCGCAUUCUUGGGUGAAAAACUUCCAGACUAUAGACGAUACGAUCCUAGUAUUGAUCCUAGCAUUUCGAAUGUUUUUCAAUCAGCUGCAAUGAGAUUUGGCCAUACCAUGGUUCCCCGAGGUGUUUACAGAAGAUCCAACACCGACAAGUGUGAAAACUCAGUUAUUCGUUUGUGUGAAAGUUUCUACGAUGCCAAGGAAAUUGUUUAUAGAAGUGGCAUUGAAAAUCUAAUACUUGGGAUGACUUUUCAAGCUGCAGAAAAAGAAGAUAUCUCUGUGGUUGAUGAUUUGAGAAGUUAUUUACAUGGUCCACCGGAAUUUACACGUCGAGAUCUAAUUGCUCUUAAUAUUCAACGUGGUCGAGAUCAUGGUCUGCCUGGUUAUGGAUUUGCUAGAAAAAUGCUUCUUCCGCAAGAAAAUAUAACAGAAUUUAGUUUUGAAACAAUGGCCAAUCUAAGCUAUCCUGAGUAUGAACAGCUUAUAUUGAAAGUUCUUCCAAAAUAUUAUACGUCAAUGGAUGAAGUGGAUAUAUUUUUAGGUGGACUUUUAGAAACAAAAAAUGGAAUGGGACCAGUAUUUAAAGAAGUUAUCCGUGAACAAUUUAUACGUAUUAGAAAUGGUGAUCGGUUUUGGUUUCAAAAUAAGGAGAAUGAGUUUUUCACACGACAAGAAAUUGAUAUCAUUAGAGGCAUUAAAAUGUAUGAUAUUAUACUGGCAGUUACAACUGGUCUUAAACACAAUGAUUUGUCUCCAGAUGCAUUCCAUGUUCCUACUUCUGGUGUAGCUCCCACUGACAGUGUAUCUAAUCUAAAGUGCUCCGAAAAGUUAACAGCCUUUCGAUGUGCUAGAAAUGGGCAGUUGAAGAACUGUCAUGCUCUUCCAGUGGUCAAGAAUUCCGGACAGAAUUGUCCUUCACAUUUUCAUGUUCCUGUCUGUGCACAUUCUGAACCAGAAACAUAUGAUUACUUCACUGGCAGUGGUGCAGCAUAUGCUUUGUCUUUUCUCUUCCUCUUUUUAUUUAUUAUUGGUUGCGUAAUAGCAUUAUUUGUUUUGGUACAAAUUCGGAAGAAAGAUAUAAAACGUAUGCGAUCUUCAGUCAAGCUACAGAAGAAAGUACAGUCAGAUGAGAAUUCAUUAAUUGUUACAGAGUGGAUUGGUAAAAGGGAAGGUCUCAAGGAUAUUAUCAUCCGAUUUAUUCCAGAGAAAAAGCAAGUCACUAUUAGUCUUUUAAACAAAGAAAUUCUUCGAUCUAUUGAUUUUAAAUAUGUUCAGAGCGUUGAAAUCCACGUUAGUACUGGAGGUCACCUUCAUUAUGUCCUAAUGCGCAUAUCUCGAGAAUAUGAUUUAGUUUUAAAAUUUGAGACCCAAGAAGAAAAAGAAAUAUUUGUUGAGAGAAUUGAAGCAUUUCUUGGAAGAAUUGGUAUAGGUCGACAAAGAUAUGAAUCUAAUGCAAAGCAUAUGUUGAAAUCUGCUGUCACUAAAGCUCACAGACAAAAACAGUUGGAAAAAUUUUUCCGAAUUGUCUUUGCACAGGCUUUCUCAAUCCAUCACGAGCAUACAGAGGAUUUAGACAUUGACUAUAAUCAAGCGAAGGAUAUUGUGAAAAUGGAAUUGACUCCCUAUGAAUUUUCUGAAGCCUUGUCUCUUCGUCCUGACGCGCUGUUUGUAAAACAAAUGUUUUCUUUAAUUGAUGCUGACGGAAAUGGAUACGUAUCGUUCCGAGAAUUUCUAAAUGUCAUCGUAAUCUUUGCUAAAGGGAGUCCAGAAGAUAAAAUAAAAUUGAUGUUUGAUAUAUAUGAUAUUGAUCAUUCUGGCAAACUGACUCGACGAGAAUUUUCAGAAAUGAUAAGGUCACUAUUAGAACUGGCAAAUCAAUCCUUGACCAGUGAUCAAUUGGAUGAAUUGACAGCAACAAUGUUUACGUCUGCAGCUGGUCUCCAAAACAAACAUGAAAUUACUUUCGAUGAUUUCUCCCACCUGUUAGCUGAUCACAGAGAAGAACUUGGAUACGUGCAGCUAAGCUUCAAUAUUGGCGAUGGAUUUAAGACAAGCGCUCCAGGAAACCGUAAAAGUAUGGCUGUUAGAGCAGAAGAAACUGUUUUAAGAGCUUACAGCGUAGUGGGUCCGGAAAAUGUUCCUCAUCGAAGAAGAGCAGAAACGUGUCUUCGAGUUGAAACAAGGCCAAAUUUAUAUGAGAAAGAUAGAACGAAACAGAAAGUUAAUCAAGUGAUUCGUUUCAUUGAAAACUACCGCCAACACAUAUUUUGGAUAUUGAUUUUUACUUUGGUGAUUUUUGGCAUCUUUAUUCAAAAAGCAUACUAUUAUUCAGUUGAAGCGGAACAUACAGGAUUCAGAAGAAUUGCAGGAUAUGGUGUUACUGUCACUAGAGGAGCAGCAAGCUCAAUGAUGUUUUGCUUCAGUGUCAUUCUGCUCACUAUGUGCCGAAACACUAUCACUUUCUUAAGGGAGACUUUUUUCCAUAAAUACGUGCCUUUCGAUGCUGCUAUCUCCUUUCACAAAUACAUUGCAUUUUGGGGACUCAUAUUUACUCUGUUUCAUAUCAUUGGACAUGGUAUUAAUUUUUAUCACGUUGCUACUCAAACUGUGAGUGAUCUACAAUGUCUGUUUCCAAACUUUCAUUUAAAUCCAAUAGACCCACCUAAGUUGCCAUAUUGGCUGUUUCAAACCGUUACAGGAAUUACUGGUGUAUUUUUGGUACUGGUUCUAAGUUUGAUGUAUGUGUUUGCGAUACAGUUUGCUCGGCGGCAUGUUUUUAACGCAUUUUGGAAAACCCACAACUUAUAUCCGAUAUUAUACAUUUUGAUGUUUCUUCAUGGAAUGGGACAUUUGAUUCAAGGACCGAUAUUCUAUCACUACUUCUUAUUCCCAUGUGUAUUGUUUACAAUCGAUAGAUUAAUCAGCAUUAGUAGAAAGACUGUUGAAAUUCCUGUAGUAAAAGCUGAACUACUACCAUCAGGAGUUACACACCUAGAAUUCAAGAAACCACAUAAUUUUGAAUACAAGAGUGGCCAAUGGGUUCGAAUAGCUUGCCUACCUUUAAACAAAAAUGAAUACCAUCCCUUUACUUUAUCAUCGGCUCCCCAUGAAGAAAAUUUGAGCUUGCACAUCAGGGCUGUUGGACCUUGGACUACAAACUUGCGUAAAAUGUACGAUCCCAAUAAUUUACAACGUCACGCUUACCCAAAGAUCUAUCUCGAUGGGCCUUAUGGAGAAGGGCACCAGGAUUGGUUUCGAUAUGACGUGUCCGUUCUCGUAGGUGGAGGUAUUGGCAUCACUCCUUUUGCAUCCAUAUUGAAAGAUAUUGUAUUUAAAGCCUCGUUGAAACACAAGAUCUCUUGUAAAAAGUUAUAUUUUAUCUGGGUCACUAGAAGUCAAAAACAAUUCGAAUGGAUGAUUGAUAUCAUUCAAGAAGUAGAAAACAGUGAUAGAAACAAUCUUGUUGACGUCCACAUUUUCAUCACACAAUUUUAUGAAAAAUUUGACUUGCGUACAACAAUGCUGUAUAUUUGCGAACGUCAUUUCCAGAAAGUAUGUGGUAGAAGUUUAUUUACAGGUCUACAAUCAAAAACUCAUUUCGGCCGUCCAGACUUUCAAGUUUUUUUUAAUUCAUUGAGAGCGGAGCAUGCUGAAGUUAACAAAAUAGCUGUUUUUAGCUGUGGGCCACCUCUGAUGACAAGAAGUGUUCAAGCUUCUUGUGAAGAAUUAAACAAGCGUGAAGGAGCCAUCUUUGUACAUCAUUAUGAGAAUUUUUAGCACAUAUUUUUUUUACUUCAAAAUCUUUCACCAAGAGUUAAGCCUCCAAAAUUAGAUGAAUUAUAUCCAGCUGCAUUAUAAAUUGAAGCAUUUUUAUGAAA
This is a messenger RNA of Parasteatoda tepidariorum (common house spider), 4810 nucleotides long. The record is from RefSeq and is a predicted model, not a curated record. NCBI's taxonomy places the organism in Eukaryota, Metazoa, Arthropoda, Arachnida, Araneae, Theridiidae.